AUGAGUUAAUAAAAACAUGAAAAUGAUUAAACAAAAACAGAUAUUAGUUAAGAUGAAGAUGAUUAAUAAAAUAAAGUAUGGGGGUAGAUAGUCCCUUUAAACUCUUAAAAAUUAAAAACAUAUGAUCUUAUUGAUAAUAAUAUAACAAUAGGAAGAAACUCUAAUAAUAUAAUUCACAUUUAAGAUUCCCGUUUGAGCGGUUUCCAUUGUUCUUUAGAUUAUAAAGAAGAUAAAAAUGAAGUUUAUUUAAACGACUUAUCGACUAAUGGUACUUAUAUUUUAGGUAGAAGAGUAGGUAAAGGAAAUCUUAAAAAAUAGAAAUGGAGAAGUAAUAUAUUUAUUACAUAAAACGAAAGUAGAUGA
Molecule: messenger RNA, 363 nt
Organism: Ichthyophthirius multifiliis
Lineage: Eukaryota; Ciliophora; Oligohymenophorea; Hymenostomatida
Exons: 1
Molecular function (GO): protein binding
Source: RefSeq, a predicted model, not a curated record